GGCACGCUGGGACGCCGCAUGGUACGAAUUCGCGAACACCAUAGCUGCAGAUCCCAGCCCCAGCCAGCUAUUCUCUGCGUUCCGAUACGUACUUGCCUGGAAUAUGGAGAAUUAUUGACGGCGGUUGUGAGGCGGUGGGCUCAACGGUCGACGUUCAAUCUAAUGUCUCGCCUCCAGGAACUGUGACAGUGGGACUGCAAGUACACACACACACGCACACAAACAGUCUAUCAAAAGUCCAACUAGACACGGUCAAUUGCGCCGUUGACAGAGACCAGGCCACAUCUUUCUGCACGAGACCACCAAAGGCAUUCGCGAUACAGAGUCGAAACUCAAUAUAUCAACCGAGCGGAUAAAUUGCACAUUCGGCCAGAGCGACGAGGGAGUCUGGGUACCAUGAACCAGUCAUUCUCAGUGCAGCCAUUCAUUGGCAAAAAGCACAACAAGAAAUCGAAUUCUCAUCGAUGGUGUCCAUGAACACUUCUACUCGCAUCAUGCCGCGGCUCUCCACAGACUGACAGACACA
Molecule: messenger RNA, 526 nt
Organism: Colletotrichum acutatum
Lineage: Eukaryota; Fungi; Ascomycota; Sordariomycetes; Glomerellales; Glomerellaceae
Exons: 1
Coding region: 19-186 (55 amino acids)
Source: RefSeq, a predicted model, not a curated record